This is a messenger RNA of Triplophysa dalaica, 15695 nucleotides long. RefSeq names its product low density lipoprotein receptor-related protein 1Aa (gene lrp1aa). NCBI's taxonomy places the organism in Eukaryota, Metazoa, Chordata, Actinopteri, Cypriniformes, Nemacheilidae. The transcript has 91 exons. Bases 307 to 14040 code for a protein of 4577 amino acids. The record is from RefSeq and is a predicted model, not a curated record. Gene Ontology annotation, molecular function: calcium ion binding; protein binding.
CAGAGAAUCGGACUCAUACCAAUAGGUGUCGUUACCACAGAGCGGAUCGCUGGCUGUCAUCCUCAACAAAGAAAUGGUUUAAGAGCACUGUCUCCAUGGUGAUGCCGUGUAUCUGACAUUUGUCCUCCAUAGGUUUUGCCAUGCAUUCGAGGAAUACGUGAAUCGCGUGUGCCAGCAGAAGCCUUUUGCGCCAGUGUGCGCAUUUGGAGAGGCGCAUAAGCCGUGAUCAGACUGCAGCUUCAGUGGAUCAUCGGACUUUGCUUUUACAUUUUGUUGUUCUUUCGUCUUUUUUUCUUUUGAAAUAUAAUGUUGCGUUCCACGGCUGUCAGGCUGCUUGUCGGAUUGUUCUUUCUGGGCUUUUUACACAGUUUGACGGUGAUUCUUCCCGCGAGGGCAUUAGAUGCUCCAAAAACCUGCAGCCCCAAACAGUUUGUUUGCAGGGAUCAGGUGACAUGCAUCUCAAAGGGCUGGCGGUGUGACGGGGAAAAGGACUGCCCGGACGGAUCGGACGAGUCCCCAGAUGUCUGUCCUCAUAACCGCGUGUCAAGGUGUCCUCCUAAUGAACAUCAGUGUCUGGGUUCAGAUGUGUGUAUUCACAUGAGCAAACUGUGUAAUGGUGUUCCAGACUGCUCUGACGGAGGAGAAGAGGGUCCACACUGCAGAGAAGGCGCGCUCAACUGUACUCUCGCUGGUUGCCAAGACAACUGUGCUGUGACCCGCACCGGCUCCAUGUGUUACUGCAAGAGCGGAUAUGAGAUCGGCCAAGAUGGGAAAACAUGUAAAGACUUUGACGAGUGUACGAUAUACGGCACCUGCAGUCAGACGUGCACAAACACAGACGGCUCAUACGCCUGCUCCUGUGUGGAAGGUUAUCUAGUUCAACCCGACAAUCGCUCCUGCAAAGCCAAGAAUGUGCCUGUGGACCGUCUGCCUGUGCUAGUCAUCGCAAACUCUCAGAACAUACAGAUCACGUCGCUGAGUGGAUCCAGCAGCCCAUCACUCUACAUAACCACAAAACAGACCACGGCCAUGGACUUCCUGUACGUACAGGAAACGGUGUGUUGGAUCAAUGUUGGCGACGCACCCGCGGGAACACAUCUGAAGUGUGCCAAGAUAACCGGACUCAAGAGCUUCACAGAGGAGAGGACCAUCAACAUCUCUCUCAGCUUACACCAUGUGGAGCAGAUGGCUAUUGAUUGGCUAACGGGAAACUUCUACUUUGUGGACGAUGUGGAUGAUCGAAUCUUUGUAUGUGAUAAAGAUGGUGCCACAUGUGUUACACUGCUGGAUCAGGAGCUCUAUAACCCUAAAGGAAUAGCUCUGGACCCCACCAUGGGAAAGGUUUUCUUCACGGACUAUGGGCAGAUCCCAAAGGUGGAACGCUGUGACAUGGAUGGGCAGAACCGGACAAAACUUGUGGACAGUAAAAUUGUUUUUCCCCAUGGCAUCACACUUGACCUGGUCAGCAGGCUGGUUUACUGGGCUGAUGCCUAUCUGGACUACAUCGAAGUAGUGGAUUAUGAGGGCAAGAACAGACACACUAUCAUUCAAGGUCUACUGAUUGAGCAUCUUUACGGCCUCACCGUGUUUGAGAACUAUCUGUAUGCCACAAAUUCAGACAAUGCCAACAUGCAGCCAAAAACCAGCGUGAUACGUGUGAAUCGCUUUAACAGUUCAGACUAUCAGGUGGUCACCCGUGUGGACAAGGGCGGAGCUCUGCAUGUGUACCACCAGAGACGUCAGCCACCUGUACGGAGUCACGCCUGUGAGCCGGAUCAGUUUGGAAAAGCUGGAGGGUGUUCAGACAUCUGUCUUCUGGGUAACAGCCACAAGAGCCGGACAUGUCGCUGUCGCUCUGGAUUCAGUCUGGGCAGCGAUGGCAAAUCGUGCAAAAAGCCGGAGCAUGAGUUAUUCCUGGUGUAUGGGAAGGGUCGUCCUGGUGUUAUCCGAGGGAUGGACAUCAAACCUAAAGUUCAGGAUGAAUACAUGAUCCCAAUUGAAAACCUGAUGAACCCUCGAGCUCUGGAUUUCCACGCUCAGAGUAGCUUCAUCUACUUUGCUGAUGCCACCAGUUACCUGAUUGGACGGCAGAAGAUCGAUGGCACAGAGAGAGACGUCAUCCUUAAAGAAGGUAUUCACACUGUUGAGGGUAUCGCUGUAGACUGGAUGGCCAAUAAUCUUUACUGGACAGAUGAUGGUCCUAAGAAAACUAUCAGUGUUGCUCGUUUGGAGAAAGCUUCUCAGACCAGAAAGACUCUUAUUGAGGGCAAGAUGACCCAUCCCAGAGCUAUCGUGGUGGACCCUCGGCAUGGCUGGAUGUACUGGACUGACUGGGAAGAGGACCCAAAGGAGAGCAAGAGGGGGAAGAUCGAGAGUGCGUGGAUGGACGGCACCAAUCGAAAAGUUUUGAUAUCACAUAAGACAGUUCUGUGGCCCAACGGCUUGAGUCUGGACAUCCCUCAGGGGAUCCUCUACUGGGUGGACGCUUAUUACGAUCGAAUUGACAUGAUCUACCUCAACAACACCAGUGAACGCAAGACGGUUUAUGAUGGACCGGAGCUCAGCCACGCCUUUGGCCUGUGCCAUUACAAAAACUUCCUGUUCUGGAACGAGUACCGAAGUGGCAGCAUAUAUAAACUUGACCAGAUCACCAAAACAGUCACCCUGCUACGCAAUGAGCGGCCACCCAUUUUUGAAAUUCGCAUGUAUGAUCCUCAGCAGCAACUAGGCAGUAAUACAUGUCGAGCGAAUAACGGUGGCUGCAGCAGUUUAUGUUUGGCCACACCCACUGGCAGGUCAUGUGCCUGCGCUGAGGACCAAUUACUGGACCCCUCAGACAAUACUAGCUGUAAAGCAAACCCCUCGUACAUCCCCCCACCACAGUGCCAGCCCGGAGAGUUCGCCUGUAAGAAUAACCGCUGUAUUCAGGAACGUUGGAAAUGUGAUGGAGACAACGACUGUCUGGACAACAGUGACGAGACCGCUGAACUGUGCCAUCAGCACACAUGUCCCGCAGACCGCUUCAAGUGUCACAAUAAUCGUUGUAUCCCCAUGCGCUGGUUGUGUGACGGAGACAAUGACUGUGGUAAUGAUGAGGACGAGUCCAACACCACAUGCUCAGCUCGAACGUGUCCUCCAAACCAGUACUCGUGUGCCAGCGGCCGCUGUAUACCCAUCGCAUGGACAUGUGACCUAGAUGAUGACUGCGGUGACCGCUCGGAUGAGCCUGCGUCCUGCGCAUAUCCAACGUGUUUCCCGCUCACUCAGUUCACAUGCAAUAACGGACGCUGCAUCAACAUCAACUGGCGCUGUGAUAACGAAAAGGAUUGUGGGGACGGCUCUGAUGAGUUCAAUUGUCCGAACCCGACCGACAAUGACUGUGGUGAUAACAGCGAUGAAGCCGGCUGCAGUCAUUCAUGCUCCAGCGCACAGUUCAAAUGCAACAGCGGCCGCUGCAUUCCCGACUACUGGACAUGUGACGGAGACAAUGACUGCGGUGACUACAGCGACGAGACUCAUGCCAACUGCACUAACCAGGCGACCCGUCCUCCCGGCGGCUGUCACACAGAUGAGUUCCAGUGUCGUAUGGAUGGCACGUGCAUUCCUCUCCGUUGGCGUUGCGAUGGAGACACAGACUGCAUGGAUCUGAGCGAUGAGAAGAACUGCGAGGGUGUAACGCACAUGUGCGAUCCAGCGGUGAAGUUUGGCUGCAGGGACUCGGCGCGGUGUAUCAGUAAGGCUUGGGUGUGUGAUGGAGACAGUGAUUGUGAAGAUAACUCUGAUGAAGAGAACUGCGAGGCUCUAAACUGUAAACUCUCCCAUCACGUGUGUGCUAAUGACACCAGCAUCUGCCUGCCCGCCGAUAAACUGUGUGACGGAAAAGACGAUUGUCCCGACGGCUCUGAUGAAAAACUCUGUGACCUGUGCUCUCUGGACAAUGGUGGUUGCAGUCAUAACUGUACUGUGGCACCAGGUGAGGGCAUUCUGUGCUCGUGUCCGCUGGGAAUGGAACUGGGCUCUGAUAACAAGACGUGUCAGAUCCAGGGCUUCUGUGCCAAACAUCUGAAGUGCAGCCAGCGUUGUGAACAAGACAAGUUCAACGUCAAGUGCUCCUGCUAUGAUGGCUGGGCCCUUGAACCAGACAUGGAGAGCUGCAUGAGCACAGAUCCAUUUAAACCAUUUAUCAUCUUCUCCAACCGGCAUGAGAUCCGACGGAUCGAUCUUCACAAAGGAGAGUUCAGUGUGUUAGUUCCAGGCCUGAGAAACACCAUCGCCCUCGACUUUCAUCUGAACGAGAGCUCGCUUUACUGGACAGACGUUGUUGAAGACAAGAUUUACCGCGGGAAACUGUCCGAGAAUGGCGCGCUGACCAGUUUUGACGUGGUAAUCCAGUAUGGUUUAGCGACUCCAGAGGGUCUGGCUGUUGACUGGAUCGCUGGAAACAUCUACUGGGUGGAGAGUAAUCUGGAUCAGAUUGAGGUGGCUAAACUAGAUGGGACAAUGCGUACCACUCUAUUGGCGGGAGAUGUGGAGCACCCCCGGGCCAUCGCCCUCGACCCCAGAGAAGGAAUCUUAUUUUGGACGGACUGGGAUGCCAGUAUGCCAAGGAUAGAGGCUGCGUCUAUGAGUGGGCAUGGCAGACGCACCAUCCAUAAGGAGACGGGCAGUGGAGGGUGGCCCAACGGAUUGACUGUUGAUUAUCUGGAACGCCGCAUCCUGUGGAUAGAUGCCAGGUCUGAUGCCAUCUAUUCAGCCAAGUACGAUGGAUCUGGUCUGAUCGAGGUGCUCAGAGGACACGAGUAUCUCUCUCAUCCAUUCGCCGUCACCAUGUACGGAGGAGAAGUUUACUGGACAGACUGGCGUACAAACACACUGGCCAAAGCCAACAAAUGGACAGGAAACAAUGUCACUGUGGUUCAGAGAACAAACACUCAACCUUUUGAUCUGCAGGUGUACCAUCCAUCUAGACAACCACAAGCACCCAACCCGUGUGCUGCUAAUGGUGGAUUGGGUCCGUGCUCACAUCUGUGUCUGAUCAACUAUAAUCAGACUUUCUCAUGCGCAUGUCCUCAUCUCAUGAGACUGGGCCAGGACAACCACACCUGCUUCGAGUCCCGUCAGUUCCUGCUCUAUGCCCGUCAGAUUGAGAUACGAGGGGUGGACAUCUAUAAUCCAUACUACAACUAUAUCAUCUCAUUUACUGUCCCUGACAUUGACAAUGUCACUGCGGUGGAUUACGACGCUCUGGAGAGGCGCAUCUAUUGGUCUGAUGUUCGCACCCAGACCAUCAAGAGGGCUUUUAUCAAUGGCACGGGCAUAGAGACUGUUGUGUUCGCAGAUAUACCUAAUGCUCAUGGUCUGGCGGUGGACUGGGUUUCACGUAAUCUCUUCUGGACCAGCUAUGACGCUAAUAAGAAACAGAUUAACGUCGCCAGACUCGAUGGCUCCUUCAAAAACGCUGUUAUCCAAGGCCUGGAUAAACCUCACUGCCUUGUGCUGCACCCCAUACUGGGGAAACUGUACUGGACUGAUGGAGAUAACAUUAGUAUGGCCAACACUGAUGGCACAAACCGUACAGUGAUCUUCACCAAUCAGAGAGGACCAGUGGGUUUGUCCAUAGACUAUCACACAGAGCAUCUGUACUGGAUCAGCUCGGGAAACAGCACCAUUAACCGCUGUAAGCUAGAUGGAUCAGCGCUGGAGGUGUUAGACGCUGUCAAAGGCAAACUGAACAAGGCCUCUGCGUUGGCUAUCAUGGGUGAUAAGCUGUGGUGGGCCGACCAAGGCACGGAUCAGAUCGGCACAUGCGAUAAGAGCGACGGAGGAAACUGGAAGGUUUUGAGAAAUGGCACUUCUCCCAUGAUGCACAUGAAGAUCUACAAUGAGACUGUGCAGAUAGGUUCAAACAUGUGCAGCAACAAUAAUGGCGACUGCUCUCAGCUGUGUCUCCCCACAUCUCCCUCCACCCGCGCAUGCAUGUGCACCGCAGGAUACAGCUUGAGGAGUGGACAGCAGUCUUGUGAGGGUGUGGGUUCGUUCCUGCUGUAUUCAGUUCACGAGGGCAUUAGAGGAAUUCCACUGGACCCCGCUGAUAAAUCUGAUGCCCUUGUGCCUGUUUCAGGCACAUCACUCGCUGUUGGCAUUGACUUUCAUGCUGAUAACGACACCAUAUAUUGGGUGGACAUGGGUUCAAGCACCAUCAAUAGAGCUAAGAGAGAUCAGACAUGGAGAGAGGACGUCAUCACUAACGGCAUCGGCCGUGUGGAGGGCAUCGCCGUUGACUGGAUUGCUGGAAAUAUCUAUUGGACCGACCAGGGCUUUGAUGUAAUUGAGGUUGCCAGAUUAAAUGGCUCAUUUCGAUAUGUGGUCAUCUCCCAAGGCCUGGACAAACCCCGGGCCAUUGCCGUCCAUCCAGCGAAAGGGUAUCUGUUUUGGACAGAGUGGGGUCAGUACCCGCGCAUAGAAAGAUCUCGGCUGGAUGGAUCUCAGAGAGCCGUGCUGGUGAAUGUCAGUAUUAGCUGGCCCAAUGGCAUCUCCAUUGACUAUCAGGAGAGUUUUCUGUACUGGUGUGAUGCUCGGACGGAUAAGAUUGAGCGCAUUAAUUUGGAGACGGGAGAGAACAGAGAAGUGGUGCUGUCCAACAACAACAUGGACAUGUUCUCCUUAUCUGUGUUUGAGAGUUACAUUUACUGGAGCGACCGGACUCAUGCCAAUGGUUCGAUAAAGCGCGGCAAUAAAGACAAUGCCACAGAUUCAGUAGCUCUGAGGACAGGCAUCGGUGUACAACUCAAAGACAUCAAGGUGUUUAACAGAGCCCGACAACAGGGAACGAAUAUAUGCAAGAACAACAACGGUGGUUGUCAUCAGCUCUGUCUUUACCGUGGUAACGGCCAGCGGACAUGUGCUUGCGCUCAUGGAAUGCUAGCUGAGGAUGGCCAGAGUUGCCGUGACUAUGACGGAUAUCUGCUCUAUUCAGAGCGAACUAUACUAAAGAGUGUGCACUUAUCAGAUGAGAAUAACCUCAACGCACCCAUCAAACCGUUUGAAGAUCCCGAUCACAUGAAGAACGUCAUCGCGCUUUCUUUUGACUAUCGCGGUGGAGGCGGAAAAGGAGCCAAUCGUAUCUUUUUUAGUGACAUCCACUUUGGGAAUAUUCAACAGAUCAAUGAUGACGGAUCAGAUCGGAAAACAGUGGUUGAGAAUGUUGGAUCAGUAGAAGGUUUGGCAUAUCACAGAGCAUGGGACACAUUAUACUGGACCAGUUACACCACCUCCACCAUUACCCGACACACUGUGGACCAGAGUCGCUGGGGGGCUUUUGAGCGAGAUGUGGUGGUCACUAUGUCAGGAGAUGACCAUCCGCGGGCGUUUGUGCUGGAUGAGUGUCAAAAUUUGAUGUUUUGGACCAACUGGAAUGAGCAGUCUCCCAGUAUCAUGCGAGCUCAGCUGUCUGGUUCCAAUGUGCUUGUGAUCAUUGGCAGUGAUAUUCGUACCCCUAAUGGACUCGCAAUCGACCACCGUGCAGAGAAGCUGUAUUUCUCUGAUGCUACGCUUGAUAAGAUCGAGCGCUGCGAGUAUGACGGUAGUCAUCGAUAUGUUGUACUUAAGAAUGAGCCAGUGCACCCCUUCGGUUUGGCUGUGUAUGGUGAUCAUAUUUUCUGGACGGACUGGGUGCGCAGAGCGGUCCUCAGAGCUGACAAAUACGUUGGUGGAGACAUGAAGGUGUUACGCGCUGAUAUCCCACAACAGCCCAUGGGAAUCACCGCUGUGGCCAACGAUACAAACAGCUGUCAGUUCUCGCCCUGCCGGGUGAAUAAUGGAGGCUGUCAAGACCUGUGUCUGCUCUCAUCAGACAGCCGGGUGAACUGUAGCUGCAGGGGAGAGAGGAAAUUGCUAGAGGACAACACCUGCAUAGCUCAGAACACGUCGUGCAGCAGUAUUGAUGACUUUGAGUGUGGGAAUGGUGACUGUAUCAAGUACAUACUCACAUGUGAUGGCAUGGCCCACUGCAAAGACAAAUCUGAUGAGAAACAGUCCUACUGCACUAAUCGUUUUUGUAAGAAGGGUUACAAACGUUGUGUCAAUGGACGCUGUGUUGGUCACAGUUCCUGGUGUAAUGGCCGAGAUGACUGUGGGGAUAACUCGGAUGAACUGUUCUGCAAUGCGACAAUGUGCACAGCUGAUCAGUUUCAGUGUAAAGAUGGAUCGUGUGUGUCCAACUCCAGUCGCUGUAACCAGGUGUUGGACUGUGAGGAUGCCAGCGAUGAAAUGAACUGCUCGGGUGUUGAUUGUUCCAGUUAUUUCCGUUUGGGUGUGAAGGGCGUCACCUAUCAGCGCUGUGAGUUCACUUCACUGUGUUACUCUCCGUCAUGGGUCUGUGAUGGAGCAAAUGACUGUGGAGAUUUCUCCGACGAAAGAAACUGUCCAGAUAAGAAGAAGAGAAAGUGUCUAUUAAAUUUUUUCGCCUGUCCCAAUGGCCGCUGCAUCCCCAUGAGCUGGACCUGUGAUAAAGAGAAUGACUGUGAAAAUGGAGAUGAUGAGGCACACUGUGAUAAGUUCUGCUCGGCGAUGCAGUUUGAGUGCAGGAAUCAUCGCUGUAUCUCCAGCACCUGGGUGUGUGACGGGGCAGAUGACUGUGAAGACGGGUCAGAUGAGGACAGCAGAUGCAGAAAUAAGACCUGCAGUGCAGAUGCUUUCCAGUGUCCAGACUCAAACAAGUGUGUCCCUCAGCACUGGGUGUGUGAUGGAGACAAAGACUGUCCAGAUGGAGCUGAUGAGAGUGUGAAGGCCGGCUGUGUGUUCAAUAACACGUGUAAGACAGGAGAGUUCAUGUGUCAGAACAGACAGUGUAUCCCCAAACACUUUGUGUGCGACCACGACAAUGACUGUGGCGAUGGAUCUGAUGAAUCUUCAGUGUGCGAGUAUCCAGCUUGCAAGGCCAAUGAGUUUCGCUGUGAUAAUGGCCGUUGCCUGAUCCAGAAGUCUUGGGAAUGUGAUGGAGAGUUUGACUGUCAUGAUCACUCAGAUGAAGCUCCCAAAAACCCGAACUGCAACGGCCCUGCAGAAAAAAUCUGUAAUGAUACAGCAUAUGCAUGUGGAAACGGUCGAUGCAUUAAUGAGACGUUACUGUGCAAUCGCAAUGAUGACUGUGGAGAUGGUACGGAUGAACUCAACUGCUUCAUUGAUGAAUGUGUGAACAGUAAACUGAGCGGCUGCUCUCAGCUCUGUGAGGACCUGAAGAUCGGCUUUAAGUGCAGGUGUCACCCUGGCUUCAGAUUGAAGGAUGAUGGGAAGACGUGUGUGGAUGUAGACGAGUGUUCCAGCACAUAUCCCUGCACACAGCACUGCAUUAACACACACGGCAGUUUCCGCUGUGUGUGUGUGGACGGCUUUCAGCUCAGCCCUACUGACCCCACCGUCUGCAAGUCUACCUCGGACGAGGAGCCGUUCCUUAUCUUUGCCAACCGUUACUACUUGAGGAAGCUCAGCCUGGAUGGUACAAACUACACUCUUAUAAAACAGGGUUUGAACAACGCUGUUGCUUUAGAUUUCGACUAUCGGCAGCAGAUGAUCUACUGGACGGAUGUGACGACUCAAGGCAGCAUGAUACGACGCAUGCACAUCAAUGGCAGCAAUGUGCAGGUUCUUCACCGCACAUCUCUCAGUAACCCUGAUGGUGUGGCUGUUGAUUGGGUGGGUGGAAAUCUGUACUGGUGUGAUAAAGGACGAGACACUAUCGAGGUAUCCAAGUUGAACGGAGCAUACAGAACUGUGUUGGUCAACACUGGACUGCGGGAACCGAGAGCCGUAGCUGUGGAUGUCCGUAAUGGAUAUCUGUACUGGUCAGACUGGGGUGAUAAUCCUCAUAUCGGACGCAUUGGGAUGGACGGCACCAACAGAAGCGUGAUCAUACAGGACAAGAUAACCUGGCCCAACGGACUCACUCUAGACUUCAUCAAUGACCGAAUCUACUGGGCCGACGCCAGAGAGGACUACAUCGAAUUCUCUAGCUUAGAUGGGUCCAACAGACACAGGGUUUUGACUCAGGACAUUCCUCACAUCUUUGCCAUGACGUUGUUUGAGGAGUACAUCUACUGGACGGACUGGGAGACCAAAUCCAUCAACAGAGCUCACAAGACCCUCGGGACCAACAAGACCAUGCUGAUCAGCACCCUGCACAGACCCAUGGACGUCCACAUCUACCACCCCUACAGACAACCUGAGGUCACGAAUCACCCGUGUCAGACAGACAAUGGUGGAUGCAGUAACUUGUGUCUGCUGUCACCGGGUGGAGGUUAUAAAUGUGCCUGCCCCACAAACUUCUACCUGGCUGCUGAUGGGAGACAGUGCAUGUCCAACUGCACCGCCAGUCAGUUUGUCUGCAAAAACGACAAGUGUAUCCCCUUCUGGUGGAAGUGCGACACAGAAGACGACUGUGGCGACCGAUCCGACGAGCCCGCAGACUGCCCUGAGUUUAAAUGCAGACCUGGUCAGUUCCAGUGCGGCACUGGCAUCUGCACAAACCCAGCGUACAUCUGUGAUGGAGACAACGACUGCCAGGACAACUCUGAUGAGGCCAACUGCGAUAUCCACGUGUGUCUGCCCAGUCAGUUCAAAUGCACCAGUCCUAGUCGCUGUAUUCCAGGAAUAUUCCGCUGUAAUGGUCAGGACAAUUGCGGCGAGGGAGAGGACGAGAAAGACUGCCCGGAGGUGACGUGUGCACCCAACCAGUUCCAAUGCUCUAUAACCAAGCGCUGUAUCCCGCGGGUGUGGGUGUGUGACCGCGACAAUGACUGCGUGGAUGGAUCUGAUGAACCCGCCAACUGCACUCAAAUGACCUGUGGUGUGGAUGAGUUUCGCUGUAAAGAUUCUGGCCGCUGUAUCCCAGCUCGCUGGAAAUGCGACGGAGAAGACGACUGUGGCGACUCUUCAGAUGAACCCAAAGAGGAGUGUGAUGAGAGGACGUGUGAGCCGUAUCAGUUCCGCUGUAGAAACAACCGAUGUGUGCCUGGCCGGUGGCAGUGUGACUAUGACAACGACUGCGGCGACAACUCAGACGAGGACAAGUGUUUGCCCAGGAAGUGCUCUGAGAGUGAGUUUGCUUGCACCAGCGGUCGCUGUAUCGCUGGCCGAUGGAAGUGUGAUGGAGACCAUGACUGCGCUGAUGGAUCUGAUGAGAACGGCUGUGAUGUGAAGUGUGAUAAUGACCAGUUUCAGUGUAAGAACAAUCACUGCAUCCCGUUCCGCUGGAGGUGCGAUGCUGAUGCGGACUGCAUGGACGGCAGCGAUGAGGAGAACUGCGACACUGGAGUGGGUCAAUACUGCCUCCUGGAUGAGUAUCAGUGUAAUAACACUCUGUGUAAACCACUGGGCUGGAAAUGUGAUGGGGAGGAUGACUGUGGAGAUAACUCUGAUGAAAACACUGAAGAGUGCAGAAGAUUCCACUGUCCUCCCAACAGACAGUUCAGAUGCCAUAAUAAUCGAGUGUGUCUGCCAGUGUCUAAACAAUGUGACGGUGUUGACAACUGUGGAGAUAACAGCGAUGAACUGAACUGCCAAACUCCAGCCCUUGCGCCCUGUGGAAAGGACGACUUUAUGUGCAGUAACGGCAGGUGUAUAAGUGCAAACCUCCGCUGCAAUUUCUUCAAUGACUGUGAGGACUACGGCUCUGAUGAGAUCAACUGCAACAAGAAAGAUUCGGGUCUGAAUGAAUGUCAUCAGAAUCGCAGCGUCUGUGCCGAUGAGGCUCACUGUGUGCUAAACGGAAGCGACUCCUUCUGUUCCUGCAGGCCGGGCUUCCAGAUAACACAGCAGCAGACCUGCGCAGAUACUAAUGAGUGCAAGACGUUUGGGGUGUGUUCUCACAUCUGUAACAACACCAAGGGUUCACACAAAUGCAGCUGCUACAGGUUCUUCACCAGAGUCAAUGACACCUGCAAAGCUGACAGUAGUGAAAAGCAAGUUCUAUACGUCGCAGAUGAUAAUGAAAUCCGCAGUCUGUAUCCUGGAAUGCAAAACUGGAUAUACGAACAAGCCUUCCAGGGAGAUGCAAAUGUCCGAAUUGACGCAAUGGAUGUGCACAUAAAAUCCAAACGAAUCUUUUGGACUAACUGGCACACCGGAAGAAUCUCAUCUUUCGAGCAGCCAUCUAAUGGACCUGUCUCACCAAACUCGAAUCGCAACCGACGACAAACUGAUCCCAGAGUUACUGAUCUAGAGAUCCCUGGAUUAAAGAUGCCUCGUGGGAUAGCUGUGGACUGGGUGGCCAACAACAUUUACUGGACGGACUCGGGUCGUGAUGUCAUUGAAGUGGCACAAAUGAACGGACGCCAUCGUAAAACUCUCAUCUCAGGCAUGAUCGAUGAACCCUACGCCAUUGUGGUGGACCCUCAGAGGGGCACUAUGUACUGGGCCGACUGGGGAAACCACCCCAAAAUUGAGACGGCAGCCAUGGACGGCACCAUGAGAGAGACGCUGGUACAUGAAAACAUCCAAUGGCCCACAGGUCUAGCUGUGGAUUAUUUCAAUGAGCGACUGUACUGGGCUGAUGCAAAACUCUCUGUUAUCGGCAGUGUGAGACUGAAUGGAACAGACCCCGUCAUAGCUGUUUCCAGCAUUAAAAACAAUUUGCAUCAUCCCUUUAGCAUUGACAUCUUUGAGGAUUUCAUCUACGGCGUAACCAACCAGAACAACUUUGUCUUCCGCGUAAACAAGUUUGGCAAAGGGUCUGUUGAGCAUCUGACCGCAGGCAUGAAUCAUGCCACGGAUCUGGUCCUGUAUCACCCUUACAAACAGCCAGAGAUGACAAACCCAUGUGACAGGAAAAAGUGUGAGUGGUUGUGUCUGCUCAGUCCCAGCGGUCCAGUGUGCACAUGUCCAAACGGCCGAAUUCUAGACAACGGCACCUGUGUGGAGGUGCCCACACCCACACUGUCACCUGUCUCUCCUAGUGGCACCUGUACCAUGCUGUGUCUGAAUGGUGGCACCUGUGUGCUGAACGCCAGGAAACAGCCCAAGUGCCGCUGUCAGCCCAACUAUUCAGGAGAAAGAUGUAACUUAAACCAGUGCAGAGAUUAUUGCCAGAACGGGGGAACCUGCACUGCAUCUCCCACAGGAGCUCCAACUUGCCGUUGCCUGGCAGGCUUCACAGGACCCAACUGUAACAAACCCACGUGUCUGAACUACUGUAAGAAUGGAGGAAACUGUACGGUUAGCCGCGGUAACCAGCCCACCUGCAGCUGUCCUACAGAAUACCUGGGAGACCAAUGCCAAUACAGGAAGUGUGAUGGACCCUGUGAUAACGGUGGAACAUGUAUGAAGUCCAGUGACGGGUCGAGACAAUGUCGCUGUCCUCCACAGUUCAUCGGCAACAACUGUGAAGUGGACAAAUGUCACUAUUGCCACAAUGGCAAGUGUAUUCCCACAAAUCUCUACCAGCCUCAUGGAGAUGUUACAUGCAGGUGUAGCAACGGCAGAAUCCAGCCAAGCUGUUACACAUGUGAAGAAUACUGUGCUAAUGGACAAUGCUCCCUCGGCCCGACAAACCUCCCACAGUGCAAAUGUCCUAUUGGAUGGGAAGGGCAUCGCUGUGAGAAUCCUGCCCUCAACAUGGAUGCUGCAUCCAGUGGCCGCACAGCUUCAAUAGUGAUUGCAGUGAUUAUACUCAUACUGCUUGUGUUGCUCAUUGGAGGAGCAGUUUUGUGGUACAGAAAAAGGAUGAGAGGACUGGGCAAAUCCCACUCCAAGCGACCGCGAGCCAAAGGCUUUCAGCAUCAGAGAAUGACCAAUGGCUCAAUGAACGUUGAGAUUGGGAACCCAGCCUAUAAAAUAUAUGAAGGAGAACAAGAUGACGAUGUCGGAGAGUUGCUGGAUGCUGAUUUCACGCUGGAUCCGGACAAGCCAACCAACUUUACAAAUCCCGUGUAUGCUACGCUGUACAUGGGAGCUCACAACAGCCGCAAUUCCCUGGCCAGCACAGACGAGAAGAAGGAGCUGCUAUCAAGGGCCGACGAAGAGCCGCUGGUGGACCCCCUGGUUUAGAUCUUGUCAGUUUCGCCCAAACCAUUUGAAGAAAAAACAUUUUGCCUUUUUGAGAAAAAAGAAUAAAAGCAGAAAAAACAGGAGAAAAUCAUCGAUCAAGUGUUAACACUGUAUAAAAUGUACAAAAUGGACUACUUUUGUAUGUGAUUGCAGUAUUAUAUUUUGUUCUUUUACAAUUCUUCUGGUCAGAACAAAACAUCAAGAGAAAGAUACAUUUUCUACUACAAAAAAGUUGUUUUUGCCAUUUUAUAGGUCACACCCCCUUUACCUUAAUAGCCACUACCUCUGUGCAAUAUGGAGUCGAAAAUAAAAAUGAACAAAAUUGGAACAUUUUUUAUUUUUGUAUGAGAUGUAUAGAGAAAAAUGUUGUUCCAUCAGUAGUGCCAACUGUUGUGUGUUUGACUGGGUACGUUUGUCCUGGAACAAAUGCUGUUUUCUUGAAUGUUGUUUGUUUUAAACUUAACACAAUAUCAAGCAGAUGAAAUCAGUUUUACAUUACAAUACAGUUUUAUGACUUCCAUUGUAAAUUCAUAACUGUUAAGUGUAGUUUUCUCUUGCACAGAUCUAGACCAUCGCAGUAUUACAUUAGUAAAACUCACGGAUGAGCAUAAAGGUUUUUACACACCAUGUUGUGUGUUUAAACGGACAAAGGCGUUUAGAUGAUGGAAACUCUAGCUGUUAAACUCGCUAGCUGUUAAACAUUUGACACACUUGACUGAAAGUCCCUAUAAAAGAUGAAGAGAACGCAGAUGAGUGUCCAGCAUACAUGGCAUCUUUAAUAUUGUCCCAGGAUGCAUAUAAUGAAUGUGCUGACCUGUAAUCUAGACGAUACAAGAUGUUUUAUUCACUAAAGUUCAAAUACUUCAGUUUGUGUUAUUAUUUUAGGUCCAAACGUUUGGCUGGUACUGUAAUUUAUUUUAAGACAAAUGAAGUGAAGGAUCAUUAAAGGUUUUAUAGAAGGUAGAAAACUGCUUACAAAGAAAUCCUUAAACAAUUCACAUUCCUGCAUUAAUUCUAGUGAUUUAUUUUCUAGGCUUGAUCCCACCUUUAAAUUUUAGGUGUCAAAUUUACAGUUGUGAAAAUUAUUUUUAAAUGUCACUUAAACUCUGCAAUUUUGACACGUGUUCACCUUCUCUUUUAUAAUCUGUCACUUAAUUAUACUUUCCAUCAUGUUGCUUAAAAUAUAUGAAAAUAUGCUUUUCCCGAAGUAAUUUUCAUAAUAUGUUGCUUAGAUGCUGCUUUUGGUGGAAUGCUCAUGAGCCAUAUACUGUACUUAAAGAAGUUCUAAACAAACAUGUUUUACUAGCAGUAAAGUAACAGAUUCACUUUUUUUUCCAGAAGACAAAAUUGUCAUCACAUAUCAGCUUUCUAAUAUCAAAUCAGUAUGAAAAAUUACAGCUUUUUAUAGUACCAAAUGCAUGGAAGAGAAUAAUGUUAAACUUUUUUGCUGGAGUGCUUUAUGAACUAAAUAACAUAUUGUCAUAAAUAAAACAUGUCUUAAUCCUUUACCAUUUCAAGUUUAUAACACUGUUUGUUUUAUUAUUCUACAAAUAAAAUCUUAAUACUACAUAUUUAUCAUGCAGUUUAGGCAUACUCUCUGGCGUCUCCACUUUGGAAAAGAGACUUGCAAAAUAAACAGUAUUGUUUGAGGCAUU